UGCCGUACAACCUGUUUGUUGAUCGCUCUAUGUGGCAUAUUAACACCCCGAGUCUGUUGUAAACGGCGGUGGUUUCUCUGGGAGUUGGAACUCGCCGUCGCCAGGAGGAGGCAGGUCGCUUUUUGGCAGCUCCCGCCACAACACAAGGACUAUGUCGCGAGCUUUUAUUCCGUCGGAAUUACUCUGAGGAGCUUUUUCCAAUGUAGCUUGUUAGCUAGCCGCGUCGCGUACAGUGGACACACAGCCUUUUUUGUUCUGCUCUUGGACUGUCUCUGCAUGACAAAUUAUCACCAGUGCAGAGGACAGACAAGGCGUUAAAACAGCGGCCGCUUUGUUGGAAAACGUGUCAAGAAAACCCCCCGGUUGUCAGCCACAGCCCCGGGGCUCAACCCCCGGUCAUCGAGCGAAUUAAUGGCCGGAAAUCCGAGGAGGGGCGCCGGUCUCAUCGGCUUGAUGAAGGACGCGUUUCAGCCCCACCAGCAGCCUCUCCAGCCUCACCAGCCCGCAGUGGUCGAUAAGAAAAUGGUGGAGAAGUGCUGGAAACUCAUGGAUAAGGUGGUGCGUUUGUGCCAGAACCCCAAGGUGGCGCUGAAGAACAGCCCGCCCUACAUCCUGGACCUGCUGCCGGACACCUUCCAGCACCUGCGCACCAUCCUGUCCCGAUACGAAGGCAAGAUGGAGGUCCUCGGGGAGAACGAGUACUUCCGCGUGGUCGUCGACAACCUGACCAACAAAACGAAGCAGACCAUGAGCCUCUUCAAGGAGGCCAAGGAGAGGAUGUACGAGGAGAACUCCCAGCCCAGACGUAACCUCACAAAGCUGUCGCUGAUCUUCAGUCACAUGCUUGCGGAGCUGAAAGCCAUCUUCCCCAACGGCCUGUUUCAGGGGGACAACUUCAGGAUCACGAAAGCCGACGCGGCAGAAUUUUGGAGAAGAUCUUUUGGAGACAAGACCAUAGUGCCAUGGAGGACAUUUCGCCAGGCUCUCCAUGAGUUCCACCCCAUCAAUUCAGGACUGGAGGCCAUGGCUCUCAAAUCCACCAUUGAUCUCACCUGCAACGACUACAUCUCUGUUUUUGAGUUCGACAUCUUCACCCGGCUCUUCCAGUUCGAGCAGGAAACGGACGAACGGGAUGAGUGUGUGUUCCUGUGCCCGUGGUCGUCUCUUUUGAGGAACUGGAACAGCCUGGCAGUCACCCACCCCGGUUACAUGGCCUUCUUAACCUACGACGAGGUCAAAGCCCGGCUGCAAAGGUUCAUCCACAAGCCCGGCAGCUACAUCUUCAGGCUGAGCUGCACCCGGCUGGGACAGUGGGCCAUCGGCUACGUGACCGCAGACGGCAACAUCCUGCAGACCAUCCCCCACAACAAACCGCUCUUCCAGGCCCUCAUAGAUGGAUACAGAGAGGGGUUUUAUCUUUUUCCAGACGGCCGUGCACAGAACCCGGACCUCACAGGGCUGUGUGAACCGUCUCCACAGGACCACAUCAAAGUCACUCAGGAGCAGUAUGAGCUCUACUGUGAGAUGGGCUCCACUUUCCAGCUCUGCAAGAUCUGCGCCGAGAACGACAAGGACGUGAAGAUUGAACCCUGCAGACACCUCAUGUGCACCUCCUGCCUGACCGCCUGGCAGGAAUCGGAGGGUCAGGGCUGCCCGUUUUGUCGCUGUGAGAUUAAAGGCACGGAGCCCAUCGUGGUGGACCCCUUCCACCCAAAGGCCAGCGGGGCCUCCUUUGCCGGCUUCCAGGCCUCCAGUAGAGCCGAAGCUGUUGGCAACGACGAGGAGGAGGACGAUCGUAUGGAGGACCAGAACUUCGUCAUGAGCCGGUUAGCUUGCACCAAGGUUGAGAGGCCGGCAUCUCCGGUGUCCCAGCUGCCCCCUGUGCCUCCACGACUGGACCUCCUGCAGCAGAGGUCCUCCAGCUCCCAUGCUGCACUGGGGCCGGGAGCCACAGCCAAGGCAAUCCGAUUCAUGUCUCACUACAGCCACGAACCCCACCCUCAGUCUUGUGGUAUCCACGUUCAGAACAUGGAGCCUUUUCUUGGGGUUCUCAAUCUACCCAGAAGUACUUUCUUCUCCCCUGCAUCUCCAACAGCUCCUGAAACACAGAUCACCACAGAGAUCGCAGCCACUCACAGGGACAAGCCUCUACCUCCACCUCCAGCAGUGCGAGAGCUGCCCCCUCCUCCCCCCCCCGAGCGGCCCUCGCUGAUCGUCCAGGACUCCAGACUCCAGAGGAGGCCCCUGCCCUCCACCCCCGACCAGCCCGCCUGGGCCGCCAACUACAUGGUCCCUCGCCCCGCCACCAAGACCCCCUCAGCCCUGCCCCCCAGCCCUCAGAGCAACGGCGGCAGCGGGGAGGGGGCCAAAGCCCACGCAGCCACCAACGCCGUGUACUGCCUGGCUGCCAGGUCGCUGUCGGUAUCAGUGGUAUCGAGUGGGGACAAACUUCCAUCAGACUCGGAGGAGAACGAGUACAUGAGCCCCACGUCCCUCCCCGUCUCCGGUGCCCAGUGGGUCAUAACGGGCUCCCUGGUGCCGCCGCCGCCGCCAAGCCAAACAAACAACAGCGACGUCAGCGAGGUGGGCGACAGCGACUCCGAAGACCCCCAAGUGUAUGAGUCCAUGUGUAACAUCCAGAGUCAGGCUGGCUGUGCUGAGACCACACAGGCCACAGACCUCGAUCACCCCAAGCCCUCGGAUAGGAAGGAGGACCCCGAUGUGGAGGAUGUGUACGAGUACGACUGUCCCCGGCCGGUCGUUGCCCCCGCCCCCAGCAGGAGAGCCGUUCCAGAAAUCGGCUGUCCCUCCACCUCGUUUAGCAGUCUCAGCAUGGACGGCGCUGUCGAAGCCACUGGCGCAGAACCCGAGCGCCCCCCCAAACCCCUCCCACCCCGGGCCAACUCCGACCGACAGCCUCGGCCGUUCAACCGGGAGUUCCCCCUGCCAGAGCUGCCCGGCCCCUCCACAUCCCCACUUCUUGCUCCCCCUCCCCUCCUUCCUCCUCCCCCCCCCCCUCCUCCCCCUCCCUCCGGCCCCGGAAGCCUGGCUCUGAACGGUGAGAUCGAGUGCCUGGUGUCUCAGGGCUACUCCAUCCAGGACAUCCAGAAAGCCCUGAUGAUCGCCCAGAACAACCUGGAGACGGCCAAGAACAUCCUGCGGGAGUUCGUCUCCAUCCCGUCUGCGGCCCACAUCGCCACAUAG
Messenger RNA from Menidia menidia (Atlantic silverside), 3204 nucleotides. The record is from the annotation of a GenBank genome assembly. Lineage: Eukaryota; Metazoa; Chordata; Actinopteri; Atheriniformes; Atherinopsidae.